Fukomys damarensis (Damara mole-rat) is the source of this 5312-nucleotide messenger RNA. It is a transcript of the gene Fsd2, whose product is annotated as fibronectin type III and SPRY domain containing 2. Lineage: Eukaryota; Metazoa; Chordata; Mammalia; Rodentia; Bathyergidae. Bases 1062 to 3305 code for a protein of 747 amino acids. The record is from RefSeq and is a predicted model, not a curated record. The transcript has 13 exons. Gene Ontology annotation, molecular function: protein binding.
UGUCUAGGAGCCGGCCCGGCUACGCAGUCCUGUAAAUCCCAGCGCUGAGGUCGCAAGUUCGAGUCCAUCCUGGGAGGAUGGAACCUGAGCGAGACUAUCUCGAAAUUUAAAAAUAAAUGUUAAAGGGCGGGAGAUGUAGCCUAGUAGCAGAGCGCCCAUUGGUUCAAUGGCCAGUAACAGGGGGAAGUCUACUUCCAACUGGAUCAAUCUAGCAGCUCGUCUGGAGCCUGGCCGCCUCUCUCACCUCACCUUCCCCAGCUUUGCCCAGACUGACGCUGAGAAAAUAUUUCUUAAAUGAACGCGUUGCUUUUUGAGCCUUCUGCGCUAAGCUCUGAACUUUUCCAGAACAGGGACAUGGCUGACUCCAUCUUCCGUCAUCAGGGCCCUACCGAAGAAGUGGUUCCUGCCCUGGAUAAUGUCACAGGUGUGCUGGGGAUGUCAAACAUUCACUGUGGCGCAUGGAGCCACGCGCUGGGGAGAAGCCAAAUUUUUCUGUCAGUUCCACAGGUUUUUAUGGCGUGUCUGUGUGCCCCAGUACUGUGGAGGGAGGCUGAAGGGACACUAAAGGUAGUUCAAAUACAAUCUCUCCAGCUCUCCAUUUUAGAGACAAGGAAGCAGACCCAGGAAGGGACCUUUAGGUCCACUACAGUCGGACCACACCAGCACCCCAGCUCCUGAAGACCUUUUGAAGGAGACACCGCUGGCCUGCGGCCUGUGUGUGGGGCCAGAUAUGGAGGGAGGACAGCUGCCCUGCCCGAGGAACCCAUGCCUUGUGGUGCGGUGACCUGUCCCUCCCACCUUCCUAGAUCCUCUGAGUAUCAUCUUUAGCUGAGCUUAAAAAGCCCAGAGAAAAUACCUUUCAUUUCAAGUGGUUCAACAUAAAACUGAACUUCUCAGAGAAAUUUUUAAAAUUUAUGAAUGAGAAGAACCUGAUCUCAUGACCUUCUCAGGAACUGAUAUUUUCCAUCUUUUUGCAUUCUAGAACCCUGUAAAUUCACUAUUUAGCAUCCAGCAGGGGUCUUUCUUGUACACUGGUGCUUCCUGGGCCUCCUAGAAUCACCAUGGAGGAGGAGGUGGAGGAGGAGCCCAGGCUACACAGGUCCACAGCUCCCAAGGACUUCCACUUUUAUCACAUGGAUCUGUAUGACUCUGAAGACAGACUACAGAGCUUCCCAGAAGAAAACACUAGACCGAGGAGAGAAAUAGUGCAAGCUGAGGGUGGGCCAGGGCAGGCAGGGGAAGGCCAAGCUCAAAGAGACCUCCAAGAAGAAGUAGAUGAACUCGUCCAUUUAUAUGGACUAGAGGAUGACCAUGAGUUAGGGGACGAGUUUGUUGAUGAAGACAGAAUGGGGACGUCAGUGUAUCCUCCUUAUGGACUGAAGAGGAAAGAGCCGGCCAGGGAGCAGAGAGACUGGAGACUUGGCAGAGGAGAAGAUGAGGCUGAGGACCAGGGCUAUGCAGGGUGGGGCAUGGCCAGCCAGAGCCAGGCCUUGCGGGAAGCCUACGGGUAUACACAUGGCCGUGCCAGCGAGGAGUACGAAUGCUACGUCAUCCCAGAGGAGGAGGAUGAGGAAGAAGCUGCUGAUGUCUUCUGUGUCACGUGUAGAACCCCAAUCAGAGGUGUUGAGAAGGACUUUGAUGAGCACAAGGAGCACGAAGUAACUCCACUCAGUAAAGCCUUGGAGAGCGCCAAGGAUGAAAUUCACAAAAACAUGUACAAGUUGGAGCAGCAGAUUAUCGAGAUGGAAAAUUUUGCAAGUCACUUGGAGGAGGUUUUCAUCACUGUGGAGGAGCAUUUUGGAAGACAAGAACAAAACUUCGAGUCACAUUACAAUGAGAUCUUGGAAACACUUGCCCAAAAAUAUGAAGAAAAAAUACAAGCUCUAGGAGAGAAAAAGAAAGAGAAGCUGGAGGCCCUGUAUGCACAACUGGUCAGUUGUGGGGAAAACCUGGAUACCUGCAAAGAACUGAUGGAAACCAUAGAGGAGAUGUGUCAUGAGGAGAAGGUUGAUUUCUUAAAGGAUGCAGUGGCCAUGACUGACAGGCUCGGGAAAUUCUUGAAAACAAAAACAGAUGUGGAAAUCUCUGCCCAGCCUGACUUUGAAGACCAGACCUUGGACUUCUCUGAUGUGGAACAGCUGAUGGGUUCCAUGAACACCAUUCCCGCUCCUUCUGCUCCAGUGAUAAACCCACAGGCCCCCAACUCAGCCACGGGUUCCUCUGUCCGAGUGUGCUGGAGCCUAUACUCCGAUGAUACUGUGGAGAGCUAUCAGUUGUCCUACCGGCCAGUGCAGGAUAGCCCACCUGGGAAGGACCAAGAAGAGUUUACAGUGACCGUCAAAGAAACAUACUGCUUAGUGACGAACCUUGAACCAAAUACCCAGUAUGAAUUCUGGGCCAUAGCUGAGAACAGGGCUGGCCCCAGUCCCUCCAGUGAGCAUGCAGUAUACAUGACAGCCCCUUCUCCCCCCAUUAUAAAAAGUGAGGAGAUAAGGAGCUGCGAAGAGGCCGUGCUCAUCUGCUGGGACUCUGGGAACCUGAAUCCUGUGGACUCCUACACUGUGGAGCUGACCCAGGUGGAAGCGCCAGCAACCUCAGGGGUCACUGAGUCUGUGGUUGGCAUCCCGACCUGCGAGUCACUGAUACAGCUACAUCCCGGGCAGAGUUACAUGAUCUGUGUGCGAGCCCUGAAUGUGGGGGGCCCCAGCGCCAGGAGUGAGCCUGCUACAGUCUGCACCACAGGAAGCUACUUUCCCCUGAACAAGGCCACUUGCCACCCCUGGCUGAACAUUUCAGAAGAUGGGUUUAUGGUGAUCCGAAGUGAAAGGAAAAGCCUCACUUGGGAGCCACUGCCCAGCCAGACCCAGUUCACCAGGUGUGUUGCUGUCAUGGGAAAUCUAAUUCCAGUCCGAGGGUGCCAUUACUGGGAGGUGGAGGUGGAUGAGUGUUUGGACUACACGGUUGGUGUGGCCUUUGAAGAUGUCCCUAAGCAGGAGGACCUGGGCGCAAAUGGCCUCUCCUGGUGCAUGAGGCACACAUUUGCCUCAUCAAGGCAUAAGUAUGAAUUUCUGCACAACAGGACAACUCCAGAUAUAAGAAUAACUGUUCCCCCAAAGAAGAUCGGCAUUCUAUUAGACUAUGAGAAUUCAAAGUUGUCUUUUUUCAAUGUGGACAUUGCUCAGCAUCUGUACACAUUCACUUGUCAGCUUCGACAAUUUGUGCACCCCUGUUUUUCUCUGGAAAAGCCUGGGUGUCUAAAGAUAUGUAAUGGCAUUUCAAUACCAAUGCACGCCACUUACUAUUAGACCUUUCUGAUGUCUUUCCUUCUUAAUUUCUGUGCCGUCUUCUACCACUCGUGCCUCAGUUGGCUGAAUCUGGCAUUCAGGCACCUGUAUUUGGUGUAAUCUGUGGUUCAUGUAAUUGGUGGCAGGCUGAUGUGCUGACACUUCUUUCCCUGAUCUCGAGUCUAGUCCUGGGCACUGCUGCCUAUGUAACGCUAGGGCAGUCUCAACAGGCUGAGCUGUAAAAUGAAGGAAACAAGGCAUCUAAGUGAACUCAAAGGGCUCUCAAGGGAUCAAGCUGCAUUUGUCCGUAUCUGUAAGAGAGUAUGUCUCUGAGGCCUCUGGAGCUCAGGAAAGUCUUGAAGCUUUAGCAGCCCCUGCUAUUUGUAUUUCAUCAGUUACCAAGAACAGACCUGGCAAUGUGAGAGGCUGCCCUUACAGGGCCUCUGAGCCUCCUGCUAAGUGGCGCACCGGAUAGUCAGUAAUGCCCCAUCCUCACUCUCACAGUGCUCAUGCCCCUCUGGCUUUGAAAUCACCUCUGUCACUAGCACUUCCAUAAAGGCAGGGACAGUGUCUGUCUCAUUCAUCACUUGUACCUCAAGGACUAACACACAGCAGGUGUAGCCCAAUACUUGUUAAAUAUUUUUACCAACCACUGCUGUUUGGCCUCGCUGCUCUCCAUGUGAGCCAUAGCGAGCACUUUGAAAACUCCAGCAUAAGACCACUGGCCAGACAGGAUGAAGACACCUGAAGCAAAGAGGGCACCUGGGGCACUCCUUACUACUGCUGCACACUAACACAUACUGCAGCCUCCACCUGAACAUGGGGCUUCCACUGUGUGUGAUGGGAAGAGGGAGGGUGAGGAUACAAAAGAAAACAUUGGUUGCAAGUGAUUCUAGGAAUGCUUCUGCAAUGUGAAAAGCCAGAUUUGAAAUCGGAAGGCCAGGAUUUGACUACUUUCCCUCAUAACAUGGAAAAGUCACCUUAUUUUUCAGUGUUUGUUUCCUUUCAAACCAAGGGAAAUGUAAUACUACUUGUCUCAGGAUUAGCAGACUUAAUGACAAAACUAAGAGCCCUUAACGAUACACAGCAUAUAGUAAGUGUAACAUUUCUUAAAUCUCCACCCACCAAGGAGCAGUGCUGUGCACUAGAAAGCAGUGGGUGGUCUCUAGCCAGCGGCUCUUGGGUAGCCUGCCUAAAGGCCCUGUGCCAUCCAGUGACUUUGGGGCCCAGCUGUCAGGUGCAUUCCUGGUUCUCUAGCUCACAUCCCCAGCUGCCAUGGAAGCUCUGCACACAGCACUGCCAAAGCUGAGUCAAGAUGCAAAGAAGUCCACUAGUGGAGCAAUUAGCAGCAGAGACAAUUUAGUACCCUGUGCCAUGGAUGCCUCUCUAAACACAACAUACCCUAAGGUCAUCACUUAAGGUUUCCUUAGGUGAAAAAUCAUUUAUUUUAAACUCUCAAGUUUUCUAGUACACUCAAAGUCUGACCCAUGGGACACCUGUCAUCUUCUAUGGAACUGUCUACUUGUGUGAAAAGCAGCUCAGAUUCCCAAAUUAACCACCCUAACAGUGUAAUAGCUUGUUACACACACACACACACACACACACACACACACACACACACACACACACACAUAUAUACACACCUGAAACACACACACAUACACAACUGCCAUGACAAGCUGGAUCGCCUUCCCUGAAAUAAGGUGCAGCAGAUUUAAGUACAGAAAUUGUUUAGUCGUAAACAAUUAAAAUAUACACAUGUACACACUCAAAAAUGUUUCCAGCUAUUGAAACAGAAAUUACCAAGUAGUAAAUAAGGUAUCACACCUCGGACAUGUUUGAAUACAGGGUUCUAUUAGACUUUAUGGAAUAUUGCACAAGUAAUUUGAACAUGGAUAAAAUUUGACACUUGUUUAGAUUUUAAUAAAGUAUUUGACCAAGAAUAAACUGUCUGGCAUCAUCUUUAACAUUUAAAAUUCACUUAAUUUAAAGAAGGAAACAACCAACUUCAAGGAUCACAGUUAUUUA